AUGCUCUUCGGACGGCACUUUCGUUUGAAAACCGACCACCAGCCUUUGCUCCGUAUCUUUGGUUCUAAAAAGGGAAUACCGGUCUACACAGCCUACCGCCUCCAACGAUUUGCGCUCAAUCUACUGCUCUACGAUUUUGACAUCGAGUGCGUGCCCACCCACAAGUUCGGCGACGCCAACCGGAUCGUGAAGCACGUCAAACCCGAUGAGGACUAUAUCAUCGCCAACAUCAACCUGGAAGAGGACCUCAGAGCCGUCGCACAAAGCACCCAAGCAGACCCACUGCUCCGAAAAGUCUACCAUCACAUUCAGCACGGUUGGCCGCAAUCUGAACAUUCAGAAUCCGACAUCCAGCGAUUCCAAGCCAGACAGGAAUCACUCUCCGUGGUAGAUGGGUUCAUCAUGUUUGCCGAACGGCUCGUCAUCCCGUCGCUCCAUCGCAAGCGAUGCCUCGAACAGCUUCAUUGUGGCCAUCCUGGUAUGCAGCGUAUGAAGGCCCUCGCUCGAAGCUACGUGUAUUGGCCCAGUUUGGAUGCUGACAUCGUCAACUUCGUCAAGGCAUGCCAACACUGUGCGGCCGUAGCCAGGUCACCUCCUCACUCUUCACCGGUGCCGUGGCCCAAGCAGACCGCUCCGUGGCAGCGCGUCGUCGUGGAUUAUGCUGGUCCAAUCGAAGGCGAAUAUUACCUGAUCGCCGUCGAAUCCUUCUCCAAGUGGCCAGAAAUCAUCCAAACGUCCCGUAUAACCUCGGCGGCAACCAUCAGCAUUCUCGGUGGGUUGUUUGCUCGGUUGGGUAUGCCUGUUAUACUAGUCAGCGACAACGGAACCCAAUUUACGAGAGCUGAAUUCGCAGAUUUCUGCGCCUCAAACGGCGUCGAACACCUCACAACUGCUCCGUUUCAUCUACAAUCAAAUAGCCAAGCUGAACGAUUUGUUGACACGUUCAAAAGGGCUGUUACAAAGAUUCGAGAGGGGAGAGGAUCGAUACAGCAAGCGUUAGACAUAUUCCUGUUAACGUAA
Molecule: messenger RNA, 1020 nt
Organism: Topomyia yanbarensis
Lineage: Eukaryota; Metazoa; Arthropoda; Insecta; Diptera; Culicidae
Exons: 3
Coding region: 1-1020 (339 amino acids)
Biological process (GO): DNA integration
Molecular function (GO): nucleic acid binding
Source: RefSeq, a predicted model, not a curated record